AUGCUAGCAAAGACAUUAGAAAUUAACUGGCACGACGGACAAGCCAUUUAUUCAGUUGAUUUUUCUCCUGACGGUUCACGAUACGCAACAGCCGGUGCAGAUAACUCUAUUCGAGUAUAUACAACACCUUCUUCCUCAAGUCCCAAAAAUGAAAAAAACAAACAAUUAGUGGAUUCUUUACCUGUCAACAUCGAUUUUCUCUCAGAACUUAAGCGACAUUCUUCACCUAUUAAUGCUGUUCGAUUCUCACCUAAAGGUGAUUUACUCGCCUCAGCGGGUGAUGAUACAUGUAUCAUUAUUUGGAAACUAUCACCUAUGAAAGAAACAACUUUUGCAAGUGAAUAUAAUGAUUAUGAAAAAGAAACUUGGACAGUUGUCUCCAUUGGUCACAAUAAAGAAGUAUAUGAUUUGGCUUGGUCACCUUGCGGCAAUUAUUUGAUUACAGCAUCUAUUGAUAAUACAGCUCGAGUGUGGUGUCUAACAGAGAAGACUUGUAUUCAUGUAUUUGCGGAUCAUACACAUUAUGUGCAAGGUGUCAGUUGGGAUCCCUUGGGCCAAUAUGUGGCCACUCAAUCCAGUGAUCGUUCAGUGGCUAUAUACAAAUACAAAAAAGCACAAAAUGGAAAACUUGUGUUUGGAGCAUGUUCACCAACAGCAACAGCAACAGCAACAGCAACAGCAACAGCAACAACGGCGACAGCGACAACAACAACGACAACAACCGGGUCAUUUCGCCUUUAUCAUGAUGAAAACCUAGUGUCUUUCUUUAGAAGAUUAUCUUUUAGUCCUGAUGGCGCAUUACUGAUCACACCAGCAGGCUUAAAUAAGCCAGUUGAAGCUAUGAACAAUGUAGACACAGAAGAAAAUGACCAAGAAUUACUCAAUUGUGCUUAUAUUUAUCCUCGUAAUUUAAUACUCAAACACCCUAUUGGGUUUAUAGGAAACCACCCAAAGCCUUCUAUAGCUAUUCGAUGGUGCCCUAUGCUUUUAAACAAAAGACGAAAUGUUACAUCCUGUUUUGCAUUACCUUAUCGUAUGGUCUAUGCAACAGCUACACAAGACUCUGUUUAUAUUUAUGAUACGCAACAAUCUCGUCCUAUUUGUGCUAUUUCAGGGAUGCAUUUUGCACCUAUUACUGACCUUGCAUGGUCUCAUGAUGGCUCUAUUCUUAUGUUCUCCUCUGCAGACGGCUAUUGUUCUGCAGUUGUCUUCUCACAUGAAGAAUUAGGAGUGAAGCAUGAU
Messenger RNA from Gilbertella persicaria, 1242 nucleotides. Its product is annotated as WD40-repeat-containing domain protein. Gene Ontology annotation, cellular component: CAF-1 complex; nucleus. The annotation marks the transcript as partial. Gene Ontology annotation, biological process: DNA replication-dependent chromatin assembly; nucleosome assembly. The transcript has 8 exons. Gene Ontology annotation, molecular function: protein binding. NCBI's taxonomy places the organism in Eukaryota, Fungi, Mucoromycota, Mucoromycetes, Mucorales, Choanephoraceae. The record is from RefSeq and is a predicted model, not a curated record.